Molecule: messenger RNA, 1368 nt
Organism: Nymphaea colorata (pocket water lily)
Lineage: Eukaryota; Viridiplantae; Streptophyta; Magnoliopsida; Nymphaeales; Nymphaeaceae
Product: probable LRR receptor-like serine/threonine-protein kinase At5g59680
Exons: 6
Coding region: 1-1368 (455 amino acids)
Source: RefSeq, a predicted model, not a curated record
AUGGCGGUCCCUGUCGUGCUCUUAUCCGUAAUUCUUGCUUGUUUCAUGGCUUCAGCAUCAGCAAAUGUGUGGCCCCUAAGCAUUGACUGCGGAUCGAACAAAACGUCGGUCGACGCCAACGGACUCAAGUGGGUCGGCGACGCCGGCUUCAUCCAAUCCGGGCAGAGCACCGCCGUCCAGAACGACUCCUCAUUCCUCCCUCCCUACAACACCCUCCGCUACUUCCCCACCGGAAAGAGGAACUGCUACACCGUCUCCGGCAUACCCCUGGGCAGCAAGAUACUGCUCCGGGCGAUCUUUAACUACGGCAACUACGACGGCCUGGAGUCGCCGCCAACCUUCGAUCUCCAGUUCGACGGAAACCGCUGGACGGAGGUAGUGAUCGACGACAGCGGUUUCUUCAAGGCGGAGAUGAUGUAUGUGACCAGGGUGGAGAACGUCAGCGUGUGUGUGGCUCGGACGAAGGGCGGGAACGGCGUCCCCUUCAUGUCUUCUUUGGAGGUAAGGCUUCUGCAACGCAAUAUGUACGCACAGAUGGACCCGAAUUAUGCUCUUUUGGUGUUCAACAGACUCGCCUUUGGAGCGCCUUCUCUUGUAAGGUAUCCGGAUGACAGCUACGACCGCCUGUGGUUUCCGUUUCUCCCCAAGAACGGCCAAGUGAUGACUAAAAUAGUUAACAACACGGCGACAAGCUUCGCAACUAACGUGCCUGACUACCCGCCGCCGGCGGUGCUCAGCCAUGCAAUAACUCCGGCAAGCAAUUCCGGCAACUCGCAGCUCCCGUUGACCAGCUUCCUUGAUGCCUCCACCCCGGAAACUCUUCCCUAUUACUUGAACCUCUACUACUCUGAGGUCACUCAGAGCAACAGCAACCGCUCAUUUUUUGUGUACUUGGACAAGGGAAGCAUCUCCGGAACCAUCGUCCCUCCGUAUGGGUCCUUUCAUGAGUUCACUUGUCCAAACUGCAGCUUCUCUCCAACCUCCAACCUCGCUUUGGUCCCUACUCAAAACUCCACACUUCCUCCUAUUGUGAAUGCAAUGGAGCUCUUCAAAUUCAGUGAUGCACUAGUCAAUGGAACAUCUGCAGCCGAUGUAACUGCGUUGAAGCUGAUACAGAGCUCCUACGGGCAACUGCAGGCAUGGAGUGGGGAUCCUUGCCUUCCAUUGGGAUAUAACUGGGAAUGGAUCAAUUGCAGUGACAGCCAACCGCCUCGAGUUACUGCACUGUAUAUGCAAGGAAUGGAACUAACUGGAACACUUCCCGACUUCAGUGCCUUAACCUCACUUGAGGCCAUGAACUUGGCGAACAAUGACUUCAGUGGAAUCAUUCCACCCUCAUUGAAUAGACCAAACUUAAAUUUCGAGUGA